Ceutorhynchus assimilis (cabbage seed weevil) is the source of this 522-nucleotide messenger RNA. The record is from the annotation of a GenBank genome assembly. Lineage: Eukaryota; Metazoa; Arthropoda; Insecta; Coleoptera; Curculionidae.
AUGAGCUUGACUAUAUAUGAGUUGAGAUGGAGAGAUAUAGAUAUAGGUACAGUGGAGGAAAUGACAAGUCACUUUACUUUAGCAAGACAAAUGGAAAAGCAGAAUGAAAGUUUACACUAUCCACCAUACCCUUUCUCAUUUCAAACCGACACACGAAGAAGUAGUGGACAGUUUCUUAAACUGCAGUCUAAGUUGAAUCACAUCUUGGGAAGAGUAGAUAAUAUACCUUGUAAAACACCAGAUGAAAUACAUGUACGGAGUAUACUUUGUGGCUCAAGUUUUAACUAUGAUACUAAAGCUGCAGCAGCUGACGCAAGCAAUCUACCUACUCCUCCUAACUUGGCUGCUCUCCAGGGUGGUUUGGCCCAACUAUCUUUUAAUCCUCCUGCCACUCUACAGCCAUCUAAUAUGCUAUUACCCAGCUCAACUUUUGCUGCACCACCUCAAUCGCCUAUUAUAGCUAGUACACCAACUACGUCACGAUCUUCCUUUGGAAUUCAACCUAUUAUGCCUCACAAGUAG